CUCGACACACCGCUCUGCAGCUGCUUGUUGAUCGUCCGUCGCAAAGACUUUCCGGGAGAGCUCACUUCAACCGGACGCACGCUCACAAGACUCCGUCUCAAGUGCAAGCAAAGUGACGGUGCCCGUCUACGCUUGUGGCCCUGCUUGUACGGCUCUCAGUAUUCUGUCAUGUCGUCGUCAGCCAGCGCAUAUGGAUUUCAAACGGCUAUACUUGUAGGAUGCAGGGGGCUCCUGUUCUACGCCUCACGACGAUACCUUCUACGACACCUCUAUCACGAUCUCCAAGACCUCUCAGCAAAGAAUACAUCUGAUCCUGGGACGCCUACGGUCGUCUUUGAUGCCGGAGAGACCGAGCUGGAGACCCUACCAACACCCUCAAGUGCGUCAGCCAUCCCCACUGCGGUGAAGAAGCGGCCAUUCCACUCUGUGCUCUCCCGGGCACUGUUCUCCCUGUGUUUCUCCGAGAGCUGCACACUUUUCCUCCUUCUGAUAUGUCAAGCACUGGAGAUAUUCCACCCACGCGUCCGCCUAUUCAAUUGGGAGGUCUCGCUCUGCAUUCUCAUCAUCGCCAUCGUACUCGUAAUCCCUCUAUCCUAUAGCCUAGUACUCAGCAACAGAUCAAAUACUCCAAGCGUCCCCUCCGCACGUCAACGAGUGUUCUCCAUGAGCCUCAUGCUAUACCUCAUCCCCAACUUCCUCUUCCUCCUCGCCCUGUCCUAUGUCCCUCUACCAAGGGGCAUGCCCGCGCACAACCUCAUGGCAUCGACUCUGUCUCGCCUUACUGUCAUUGGCACCGUCAUCCUUGGAGGCCUAUCUGGUUUUGGAGCCAUUGAUACGGCUUGGGACUUCUUCCCUGUCUUCUCACGGAAUCCAAGGGCACAUCCAACAGAGGAGGAAGUGCGCACCGCUGAAGCCGGUCUCCGACGCAUCCGGGAAGACCUCGCCAGACGUCGGAGCGACCUGCUCAACCUCGAAGUGUCGAAGAAACCCGACGCGCAGUCAAACUGGCUGUACCGCGCACUCCCGUCGUUCCAGAGCAGCGAGUCGUCCGCACUCGGGCAAGAGAUCUCGGGGCUCGAAGCGCUGGAGUACGAGAUGUCGCGCAACCUGGACGUGCUGAAACAACGCCAGGCGGACGCGAAGUUCUCCAGGACCGUCGCAGGACGCGUCUUCAACUGGGGUGGCCGCGUCUUCGCCGUCUACUGCAUCUACCGCAUAUUCAGCUCAAUCAUCAACCUUAUCCUCCCGCGCUCUCCAUCAUCAGCCCCUGGGGAGGCCGGCACGACGAACGCAGACGUCGUGUCGCUCGUGCUCGCGUACAUGCUCUCCGUCCUGCCGUUCGUGCACGUGCCCCCAGACAAGGUCGCGGCGAUCUCGCGGCAGGUCAGCCUCGCGCUCGUCGGCGUUAUCAUCCUCAGCAGCAUCCGGCGAGUGCUGCGCGGCGUGGCAGGGGUGCUGCGCGUGACAAGCCGGUCGCUCGGGGCGUCCCUCAUGCUUCUCACGCUCGCGCAGGUGAUGGGCAUCUACCUGCUGUCGACGCUCAUCCAGCUGCGCACGUCGUUCCCGCCGCCGCCGGUGCGGCCGGACACGGAGCCGGACGAGGGGCUGCUGAACCUGUUCGCGACGCUGCCCGAGUUCCAGUUCUUUGGGUCGCUCUUCGACGGCGCGUUCUUGCUCGCGGCAGGCGGGAGCGCGGCGGUGCGGUGGUUUGGGGACAGGGUGAAUGCGUAGACGGGUCAGAAAAGGAGCGGGGUACGCACAUUGCGGAUGUAUUACAGAACACCUGACGGGCAGGAUAUGUGCGGGGGAACGGGCUGGUCGAGGAGCUACAUAUGGAUGCGCGCCCUGGAGCAUGCUGAGAUCGAGUGAGAGGGUGGCGAUCGUAUAGGCGUUCGGUGUUCUCGGCCUUCCUUGCACUCUCUGUAUUGCUGCUGCUGCUAAGAGCGGCACACAUAGCCUCGGCACGCACCCUUCGCGCGGCCAGGCAACAGGAUGGAUCCGCCGCGCUUAUCC
Molecule: messenger RNA, 2013 nt
Organism: Dichomitus squalens LYAD-421 SS1
Lineage: Eukaryota; Fungi; Basidiomycota; Agaricomycetes; Polyporales; Polyporaceae
Exons: 10
Coding region: 169-1731 (520 amino acids)
Cellular component (GO): membrane
Source: RefSeq, a predicted model, not a curated record